Limulus polyphemus (Atlantic horseshoe crab) is the source of this 3790-nucleotide messenger RNA. RefSeq names its product extended synaptotagmin-2-like. Bases 591 to 2366 code for a protein of 591 amino acids. The record is from RefSeq and is a predicted model, not a curated record. The transcript is spliced from 18 exons. Gene Ontology annotation, biological process: lipid transport. Lineage: Eukaryota; Metazoa; Arthropoda; Merostomata; Xiphosura; Limulidae. Gene Ontology annotation, molecular function: lipid binding.
AAUAGAAGCUCGUAUUUGGUCGCGAUACUUAGGCAUGAUAUUUAUGUCAUGGACAUAAGUUAUAGAACAGGGUAAAAUCUGACACAUCGUGUGCAUUUUUUACAAUGUCACAAACAUGGUUAAGAAUUUAACCUUUUAGUUGAUAGUGAUAUGACACGUGAUGAUAAUUGUACUUGUUAGUUGUAAUUUGGCUUAAUUUUACUGCCCAUAGACGUUAUGAUUUUGCUUACAGACCUUGCCAUGAUUAUUAAUUAGAGGUCUCAAACAAGAGUCGAAACGGUGUUCUGUGUGAACAACUAGGUUUAACCAAACUUUUAGGCCCGACGUUAAUUAUAGCGUAAAAUUGGUUUUAAACUAUAGAUGAUCUUUUUUCCUCCUAAAUUUAAUGGCUUUAAGGGAACUUUUUUUUUCAUUUUAUGACUUUAACUAUUUAUAUGAUUUUUGUAUCAAAUUUUAUAUUUAAUUUUAAAAUUAAAGAAGGUUAAAAAAGUUAUUUUUUGGUAGAAUUUGACCACUAAUGAGAAAAUUCAAGCUAAAUGCAAAGAGAAAAUAUUAGUGAGGCAAUGCCACUAAGAUAAUCUGCCCCAAACAUGUUUUUUUCUCUGUUUGGGCGUUUUUUCAAAGGUGCUACAAUACUAAGUGGAGCAUAUGUAUUAGGAAUGUUUGGUUUUAGUCCAUCGUGGAUUUUAGUAAUUGUUUUUCUAUGGCUAGUUCAUAAAAAAAAAUUGCGUGAUAAAGAUAUUCGUGUGUCCUUCAAUCAAGAUGCAGUAACUGAUGAAAAAGGAGCAAUUUUAGCAAGACUAGAAGAUUUACCACCUUGGGUUUUCUUUCCAGACAUGGAGCAAGUGGAAUGGUUAAAUACAAUCAUACAACAGUUGUGGCCAUAUAUUGGACAUUUUGUAGAAGGUGUACUCCGUGAAAAGGUGGAGCCUGCUAUUCGGGCAAAUUUACCAACAAACCUCCAGAGCUUCAAGUUUGAAAAAGUCAUUUUAGGGGAUAUGCCAUUUAGGAUUGGUGGGGUUAGAGUCUACCAUGAAAAUACAGCUGAAGAUGAAAUAAUUAUGGAUGUAGAAAUAUUAUAUUCUGGAGACUGUAGAUUUUCUCUGAGAAUAAAAGGAUUGAAAGCUGGAAUUAAAGAUGUGCAGCUUCAUGGCAUGAUACGUAUUGAGAUGAAGCCCUUGGUGCGACAAGUUCCUCUUGUUGGUGGACUAAGUUUUUAUUUUCUUAAACCUCCGGCUAUUAAUUUCGACCUGACCAACUUCACAAAUAUUUUAGACACUCCCGGUUUGAGCAAUAUUUUACAUAAAAUUAUAGUUGAACAGCUCUCAAGUGUGAUGGUUCUUCCUAACAAAAUAACAUUGUCUCUUACAGAGAGUGUUCCCCUUCAUUUACUUAAAUUCCUCCCACCUGCUGGUGUUCUACAAGUUGAAGUAUUGGAGGCAAAACAGUUGAUGGCGUCUGAUUUGGGUUUUGGCAGUACUGAUCCAUAUGUUAUAGUAAUUGUUGGAUCUCAGGAGUUUAGAACACCAGUAAUAACUAAUGAUAUUAAUCCAGUAUGGAAUCACCAGUGUGAGGCAAUAGUCAACCAAGUUGAAGGACUGACAUUAGAUGUUGAAGUUAUGGAUGAAGAUAAAACCUCCAGAGAUGACUUUCUUGGAAGGACCUCCAUAAAAAUUUCAUCUGUGACCAUGGCUGGUAGAAUUAACGCUUGGUACCCUCUUGAAGAAGCUAAAUCUGGAUGGAUACAUCUAGAGAUUGCUUGGCUGACCCUUACUGAUAACAUUAACCAUCUUGAGACAAUUAUGCACCAAAGAAAAUCUGAUUUCUCAUCUUCAUUGUUGAUGUUAUUCAUAGAUUCAGCAAAAAACUUGCCUGAUGCCAGUCAGGCCACAGGUGAACCAAACCCCCAGCUGAAACUGAAAAUAGCUAAAUAUGUAAGAUAUACUUCUGUUAGACCAAAAACCAAUAACCCAGUAUGGGAGGAGAACUUUUCAUUCCUCUUAAAGAACCCACAUUCACAUAAGCUUAGAUUAGAGGUUACUGAUGUAAAAUCUGGAAAAAGCUUAGGGAAUUGUUCUUUUCAAGUUUCACAUUUGUUACAAGAAAAAAAUAAUCGAUCAGACCAGACUCUCAAACUUCAAGGAUCAAGAGAUGAGGCCAGUAUUUUCUUAAUGCUGCAGUUAAAAAUUCUGAAGUACAAGGUUCCACCCACUGAUAUAGCAACAGAAUCUACAAACAGAACAAUCAAGAAAACAACCGAGAACACUAUAGCAAGGGGAAAUGAAGCACAAGUCUCAGAUAAUGAGCAGGUCACUAGCAUACUUCAAUUGAAUGAUAGUAUGAAUAGUAGUUUAGAAGUACCAUAAGAUAAGUUUGAUAGUAAAGGGUAUGACUUAGAACCAACAGAAGACAGAAUAAAUAAAUACAAUAUAUUUACCUUGUAGCUGUUAUUUAGUUCUCUAGCUUUAACACGACACCAUGCAAGUACCUUUACAUAUGUUAAGUUUUGUCUUAAGAUGAUUUUUAAAAAGUGAAGGAAAUAAAGAUGUAUAAACUUACAUUAGAAUUAACAUUUUCUGGGAUUAACUUUUAUAUUCUUGAGUUAUAAUAUUUUUGAUAACAAUAUUAAGCAUUAUUUUCCAAAGACAUUUUCUUAAUACAGAAAAAUGCACAUAGUAAAAAUUUUAUUUUAUGUCAGAUCAAAAGCUCAUUGACUUAUAAUCUAAUAGUUAAUCAUUAGUUAUUUGUUAUUUGUUUUUUCAAAUCCAUGUUAUUCUAUAAUAUGUAAAGCAAUUAAAUUACAUUUGGAAAUGCAGUCAUUUUAUUGGUUUCAAUUAAAUACUAGUGGAAUUUUCUUUAUAUAUAAACAACAUAAUUAGCUUAUAUCUAGAAGUAAAUUUUUUGUUUUGAAUGAGGUAGUUAUCAUGAUAAAAAUGUAUAUAUGUUUUAUUGAUGUUUAAAUUUUAUUUAGACACGUAACACCAUGCAUAGAGGGUUUGCAAAACAAUUUUCUGUAGCAGACAGAAUAUAUUUCUUACAGAGGGGCAUAUUUGUCUCUCGUGUCUUCAACUUCCAGUAAAUUAUAUAUUACAGAUCUCUAUGCUAUAAAUAUUUAAAGUGCCUAGUGGUGCAUCAAGCCAAAAUCUAUUUCUGGUAGAUACAUACUUGUUCAACUGUUUUUAAUCUUUUACACACUUCUUAAAAGUUUGACGGAGGCUAAAAUUUUGGAAUUAGAUGUGAACUUUUGUGAAAACUUUUGAAAACUGUUUUGUGUAAGUUCAUUUCUAUGAAAAUAACUAACUAGCAUGUGCCUUUCACUACUCUUGUGCAUAUGGUAUAAAUUAGAGAAAACCAAAACAAGCUUGUUUUGAAAUUAAGAGUAACAUUAUGAAACUGGAGAAACUUCUUUGUGAUUUUGUAUUUCCAGAUUUUAGCUUUUAACUAUUGCUAAUCACCUAUAUUUAGCCUUACAUUACAAAAUUAAAAAAGCAGUUAUUUAAUUCAUUUAUAAAAAUUUACAGUUUAAAAAUGGAAAUGUGGCAACUGAACUGUGAUUCUAUUUAGGUUUUGGUUAAAUGCUAUGUCUCAAAAAUAAAAUUAAAGAGGAAUUUCUUCUGAACACUAGUGAUUUAGAAAAUCUAAACAGAUAUUAAAAAUGGUUUUGGUUUUCUCCUUAUUCUUGCUUUUCAGGAAUUCAUGAAAGUUGCAAGUUUUCUGCACAUGUUUUAACUGUUUAAAUAUUUAAUCUGUUUGCUUGUUUUUGUUGAAAUAAAAAUUAAUUUUUUUAUGG